Messenger RNA from Dendrobium catenatum, 3495 nucleotides. RefSeq lists its product as uncharacterized. Gene Ontology annotation, molecular function: protein dimerization activity; DNA-binding transcription factor activity. The coding region runs from base 1 to 3126 and encodes 1041 amino acids. NCBI's taxonomy places the organism in Eukaryota, Viridiplantae, Streptophyta, Magnoliopsida, Asparagales, Orchidaceae. The transcript has 11 exons. The record is from RefSeq and is a predicted model, not a curated record. Gene Ontology annotation, biological process: regulation of DNA-templated transcription.
AUGACUGCACAGAAUAAUUUCACUGUUGAGAGGCUAGCAGAGGUGAAGCUUACUCAUAGCAGAGGCAAAUGUCGAAAGUUAUAUAUAGUGCAGAAGGUUUUUGGAGAUGACCGUAGCGGCACGAGCAGGGCAUGGCAUGGCACAAAAACUGCGAAUGAAGAUCCUCCACUCCCAUUUCUCCCUCCAGAUUCUACACAUUCUCCAAAACCCAUUCCUCCCGAAAUUACUCAUACUAAAAAGCCACCCUCGCCGUUAAACACCUGUCGUCUCCGGCGAAUCUCCAGAGAAUGCACCCAGCUCACCUUCCCCUCAAUCUCUUUCCCGCCCCAUUAUACUUCGAAACUUGAAAAUCCGCCGCUCUCAGUCCAUUUGCGUGCGAAGUUCGAGCUAAGCUUGUUUCUUCGUGUUUUGGAAGUUACAAGAAGGUUCCCGCGUCGAGAUUUGAGCUCCGCCGUGGCGGGGACGGUGGAGAUGGACGGGGAGGGAAUUGACGAGCUCUGCCGUCGCGGAGGCUGGACGUACGGCGUGCUCUGGCGUAUUGAUCGCCGGGAUCCACGCCUGCUCGUUUUGGAGGAAAGUUACUAUGAAGAAAAGAGUGGGAGGAUUUUUGAGAAGAUGAUUAAUCAUGUUCAUGUGAUUGGACAAGGAACCAUUGGAGAAGUAGCCAUAAGUGGAAAGCACCGGUGGAUCAAUUUUGAUGCCCAAUGUAUGGAAUCAAUUGAGGUUAGCACCAGUGUUAAAUCAGACAUAUAUAAGGAAAAUGCUGAGUGGCGACAUCAAAUUUCAUCAGGAAUAAAGACAGUUGCAGUAAUUUCUCUGCCUCCAUUAGGAGUGAUUCUAUUUGGUUCCACACAAAAGGUUCGACAAGCUCAGCAUUUGCUUCGUCAGCUUGGAAUCAGAGAAGUUGGAUAUGAUCACGUAGAUUGGAACUUCACUUAUCCACAAGCAACAUUUGCUUCUGUGAUUUCUUCUCUGAGCUCAUCUAAUUUCAAGGACAAUGUAUGGCGUGAUGAUGCCUGGAAACAGAGACAGGAAAACCAUUUAUCUUUAGAAUAUUCAUCUCUAGCUUCAGGAUUUCUCUCAAUGGGAUCUCAAAUUGGUACAAGAUCUCAAACAUGCAGCCUGAAGCCUCAUGCAUCUUCAAUGCCUAUCGCAUCCUCUUCAUCAAGUUCCUUUAAUUGUUUUCACAACCUAUUCCAUGAAACACCUUCCGUCAACAGCACAACACACAAAUUCACAAGCCAACAGGAAGCUUUGACUGAAGCUCAAAUCUUGUUGCCACCCAACAACGGCGGCAAUUGCAAAUCUCCAAGUAAUCUACUUCCCACCUACUUCAAAUCUAACACACGGGCUAAAGAAACCAGUUCAUUUUCUUGUAUGGAGCAUAAACCAUUCCCUGGGAUAACCAUGCCAGGGGUUUUCAACAUGAUUCCAACAACUUUUGAUUCUUCUACUACCCGCUCAGAUGCAUUUGAUGUUUAUCAGAAUUCAACUUUGAUGCAUGGCAUAGUUGGGCCACAGGCAAUGUUGGACAGAGGCGGUAUAUCUUCUAAUACAAGUGUACCCAGCCUUGAUGGUGCAGGAAAUUUACAAGAGCUCCAGCAUUGUUCUUCACCACCUGUUUCUUUAUGUGGCUUAUCCACCGUUAAAUCCUCAUCAAACGCUUCUCCAUUCACUCCUGAACUACCUGAAAAUUUUCUCAUUUCUCAUGAUCUAAAUCCUGAAAACUCUGCGUUGGCUCACUCUACUAAUGAACUAGAAACUCAACAUAUACAUGAUAAACCCCUAAAUAAUCAUAUCGAUUCGAGCCACCAAACAGAUAAUCAGGUCAAUAAUGGCUCUGCAGCAGAAUAUCCUAAUAGUAUAUCUGUAUGCGUUUCUUCCUCUCUGGAUAGAAGCAGUAAUUGGAAUGAAAGCACCUCGAAUGCUUCAACCAAGCUUGUUUCAGAUAAUGACUUGUUUGAUGGCAUGGAAUUGGAUCUUAGUCCAAUGAUUUUGAGACAAGAGUGCUGGGAUGACAUCGUAUUGCCAAUUGUCAGCAAUAAUUGCAUAUCUGAAAUGGAAAUGGGCUCAGUUACAGGUGCUGGCAAAGAUUUGUUUUCAGACUCUAGUCUUGAACAGCUACUGGAUGCUGUAGUUUCUGGAAAUUCUAAUCUCUCUUCUAGCUGUAACUCUGUUAGGAAAAAGACUAAUGUUGCUUCUAAUCGAGAUUCAAAACAUCAAUUACCAACAAAAGUCAGUGAUGCACAAGCAAACCAUCAUCCAGUUGCUGAUCCUUCACUCAUUCAGACACCUCCAGUUUCACUUCCUGAAUGGAAUAGCGAAAAGCUGAUGCUAGGAUCACCAAAGAGUGUUGAGCCAAAGCCUAAUCUCUGCGCUUGGAUUUUUGACAAUUGUAAUGUCAAUGCCGAAGGUUCUGCAUUUAAUCAGACAAAGAAAACAGAAGAAUCAGCAAAAGUAAUUCGAAAAAGGGCCAGGCCUGGCGAGAGCACCCGACCGAGGCCAAAAGAUCGACAACAAAUACAAGAUCGUGUAAAGGAGCUGCGAGAAAUUGUUCCUAAUGGUGCAAAGUGUAGCAUUGAUGCUUUGUUGGACCGGACGAUUAGGCAUUUGCUUUUCUUGCAAAGUGUUACAAAGUAUGCCAACAAACUCAAACAUGUCGAUGAGCCGAAGAUCAUUGGUGAAGAGAGUGGGGUUGUCUUAAAAGACAAUACAAAUGGAGGUCUUGGUGGUGCAACUUGGGCCUAUGAAGUAGCUGGCCAAACCAUGGUUUGCCCAAUAUUAAUUGAGGAUCUUCACCCUUCUGGGCAAAUGCUUGUUGAGAUGCUCUGCGAAGAACGAGGUUUUUUUCUCGAGAUUGCCGAUGUUGUUCGAGGAUUCGGAUUGACCAUCCUGAAAGGAGUAAUGGAAAAUCGUGGAAGAAAAGUUUGGGCAAGGUUCAUUGUUGAGGCAAACAGAGAUGUUACAAGAAUGGAUAUAUUUCUGUCAUUAGUCCAGCUUCUGCAACAAACAAGUAGCUGUAUUCGGUCCUGCGAGCCGCGAGCGAGGAUCAUGGACACAUCAUUGACUUCUUACCAGCAAUCCUCAGCUGCAAUUCCAAUCGGUCUGGUUGAUAGACUACAAUGAGUGGAUGAACUACUCCAAGAUGAAAAGCAUUUUGAUCUCUUUAAAGUUUCGUUUGAGACAGCUUUCGUACUGCUUUUUAAAAUGGCUUUUUAUAACAAAAAUUUCAAAUUCAAGAAAUUUUUAUACUAGAAAGCUAUUUUAAAAUGCAAAAAAAAAGCCGCCUCAAAUGAAGCCUAAGUGUAUGCCAAUAAAAAUCUGCUUUGCCUUUGCUGCUGUGGUAUACUUUACACAGAUUACAGGGGAGACGGUUUACUACUUUUAGGCAGUGAGAUCUUUGUGUGAUCUUCUUGUAAAGUGUUUUCUUGAAUAAGUUGUCAAAUUCAUGGAUUGUAAUUCAAGGUCUCCUGCUAUGUUGUGUGUUUGUCAUUU